UCUACGAUUCUGAACCUUAGAUAGUUCCCGGUUUCACUAAUUUUCCGCUAUCAUCGUCCUCCAUGGACAUUUGAUGGACAUGUUUCAUUGGCACAUCCCCGUGAAAAUCGAGGACUAUUGUAUUUAUAGUUCUGUCACUCCGUACAAUCUUGUCUGUAAUUCCACGCCGCCAUAUUAGGUUGAUAUCUUUUGUGAAGACUUCAUGCGACCAAGUGGAACAAGAGUAAUUCCAAGUCCGCGAGAGCACAUGGCUCCACAAGUCUGACGGCAGCCGGAACCUCUGUCUCCUCUUCCCUGGAAAUUCGGAUGACAAAAAAUUGCAUGGCCACUAUUAGCACUGAUUAACAAAGAAUGCAGGCGAAAGGACUUCUCAUUUAACAGACUCCAUUUGUUUCACUAUACGCACUCUGACUCUCUGAGUUACCACCGCGCCGCCUAAUGAGCGCAUUACAGGUCGAAAAUCUCUUUGCAGUCGCAGGGAAGGUAGUUCUCGUGACCGGAGGCUCUCGUGGGAUUGGGAAAAUGAUUGCCUCCGCAUUUGUUAGGAACGGUGCUAAGGUUUAUAUCUCGGCCCGUUCUGUGAAGGAAUGCCAGGCCACCGUAAAGGAACUCGGAGCAAGUGGCCCAGGCUCAUGCACUGCGAUCCCAGCAGACAUGUCCAAAUUCUCUGAAGUGGAGCGGUUUGUGCAGGAACUUUCCGCACGUGAAACUGUUCUCAAUGUCCUCAUCAAUAACGCGGGGACGACAUGGGCAGAACCUAUCGACGAAUACCCAGACGAGGGUUUUUCAAAGGUCCUCACUCUGAACCUGCAACGCGUCUUCACCUUGAUGCAAAAGCUAUUACCGUUACUGCGUGCAGGGGCAGCUCAAGGUGGUAAGACAGGGGUCGUAUAUAACGACCCAGCGCGUAUCAUCAACAUUGGCUCGGUGGAGGGAAUUGGUGUGCCCGACCAUGACACAUAUGCCUAUGCUGCUGCCAAAGCUGGUCUGCACCAUCUUAGUCGGCACCUCGCAGGCCGACUUGGGCCCGAGGGCAUUGUUAGCAAUACCAUUGCCUGUGGCGCAUUUCAAAGCAAGAUGACGGCACAAUUUCUCGAAACUGUGGGAAACGUCAUUAUCAACCAGGUUCCAACGAAUCGCCUUGGCACGCCCGAGGACGUCGCAGGAACCACGUUGUUCUUGGCUAGCAGGGCUGGUGCGUACGUGAAUGGUGCGACCAUUGCCCUUGAUGGUGGCUUUCUGGUCAACAUGCCGAUGAGCAAGCUGUAAGAGGGAGUCCAAUGUUAGCUUUAUCAUAUCGCACCCAGGAACAAUAUUCCUCAGUAACUUAUCACAUGCGGCUUGGCGGAA
Suillus paluster is the source of this 1350-nucleotide messenger RNA. RefSeq lists its product as uncharacterized. Lineage: Eukaryota; Fungi; Basidiomycota; Agaricomycetes; Boletales; Suillaceae. The record is from RefSeq and is a predicted model, not a curated record. Gene Ontology annotation, molecular function: oxidoreductase activity. The coding region runs from base 439 to 1269 and encodes 276 amino acids. The transcript is spliced from 7 exons.